Penicillium bovifimosum is the source of this 1731-nucleotide messenger RNA. RefSeq lists its product as uncharacterized. The transcript has a single exon. NCBI's taxonomy places the organism in Eukaryota, Fungi, Ascomycota, Eurotiomycetes, Eurotiales, Aspergillaceae. The record is from RefSeq and is a predicted model, not a curated record. The coding region runs from base 1 to 1731 and encodes 576 amino acids.
AUGGAUGGAUCCACCCUCCUGUGCAUUAUCUGCCCUGGGGAGCCUCGCUUUUGUGAUGUCUCGCAUCUGUUGACCCAUGCGGCCUCGAAAUCCCACUUGUCGCACCUCUGCAAGCUGCAGCUCCGCACCAGUGAUCCCAACGCAGUCGAACUACUCAAGCAAUUCCAUAACUGGGUUGACUCCCACGGUCUCGCCGAGAAGCUUUCCUCCCGUUUGGAGAAACGGUUGGAGAAGCAGCACAAGCAGGACAAACAGAGGAAGAAGUCAGGACAAGCUUCAACCUCCACCUUUGGACAGACAGUGAAUCGAGCUCUCAACGUCGAGUUGGAGGAGUCCAUCACCCCUGCUGCCGAUUCAGCUUCCGCUUAUCUCGACCCUCGCCUGGUUGAUUGUCACAACGGUGAAGAGAAAAAGUAUGCGAGGUUUACACCGUCUACACCUGGCAGCUUGCCAACACUGAGCAGCCAUGAUUUGCCUAUGACCCCAUCGCAUCAUCUGAACCGCCAGGACGGGACCUGGGAUUCUCGCGAACCUACCUCUGAUCCCUUUGUCGAGUCUGACAACCAUAUGCAGGCUUCCGGCAGCACUGGCAUAAAUAAGGAUCGGGCUGAGGAAUUGGCAAGACUCAAGGGCAUUCAGUGGCCAGGAAUGGAUAUCUUUGACUCCGCUACCCCGCAGAUGCGUCGUCAACGCAAUCAGAAGAAGGACGGCUCUGUUUUGAAGCAGAUGGAAAUGGCUUCCUUGCUUGCUAAGCCCAAUGAAUUGGUCUACAAUCCUGAGGGUAAGCUGCUCAGAGAGAGAGUGAUUACGGGUAACGUUGAAGAAUACAGCCCGCUGAAAGGAGAGACUCCGCUCCAAAAGCAGCGCACGACCCGCCUGUCGAGCAAGCGUUUGACGACAGCUGAUCCCAAUGUGCCCCGGGCCGCAGAUAGAAAACGCCAGAAAACUACUGCACGCAAUGGCCGUAACGCCAUUCAGGCAAAAUCAAUCGUUGAGCUGUCUUCAAACCGCCGUUCUGGCCUUGGAGCUGCUCGCACUCAGCCCCACGAUGCCAUUGACGAAGACUAUGAUCUGACGUACAAACCCCACGGCAAUCGAGGACGGCGCCGCUUCAACAUUUUCGCCGAUGGAGAACAGGAAAUGCAGGCAAUCAAUGAUGAGCAAAACUUGGGACACACAGGACCCGUUGAUACCGUUACCCCGAGUCGGCUCGUUUUGAACGGAAAGACAAACUCCAGUAUCCAGUCCGGAAUCGGGGCUCCAAUCGUUGCCAAGGAAAACCUUGAGCCAAUUUUCAACCCCCAGGGUCGCAUUGGUCCUCAUGGUUCGAACACUUCGUUGGCCAGCUACCCGGAUACUGGUGGCUAUGGUAUCGGCAAUGGCUACUAUGGACUUCAGGGCACCUAUGGCGGUAACGGCAACUUUGGACUUCAUUGCAAUCAUCGAUACAACCCUCUGGUGCAAGUUCCUAUGCAAAGUCCUAUGCAAAAUCCUAUGCAAGCUCCUCUGCAGGCUUCUCUGCAGGCUCCCCUGCAAGCCCCUCCGAAACUCUAUGCCAACCAUCACGAGCAAUAUGUCGGAGCUCAGAAUUCCUGGCUGUCGCCCGACCAGAACAUCCCGUCCGAGGAAACUAUUCCGGAGGAGGAAGAGUUCUUCUACACGAAUCUCCUGGCGGCCCCGAUGACCGAGACCGACAUGGCCGAUAUUGCCGAUAUGGUCGAUCUGAAAUAA